Daphnia carinata is the source of this 7803-nucleotide messenger RNA. RefSeq lists its product as uncharacterized. The record is from RefSeq and is a predicted model, not a curated record. Lineage: Eukaryota; Metazoa; Arthropoda; Branchiopoda; Diplostraca; Daphniidae. Gene Ontology annotation, biological process: carbohydrate metabolic process.
AGAUGGCGUUGACCGCGUGUUCGUAGGACGCCUCAUCAAGCAAACAUCGGAGCGUGAAUAUUAUGCCUACCCUAUUUUUUUUUUUUUAUAUUCUUUGCAGAUGGCAAAUUGAAGGCGCGUUGCCCAUUUCGGCCAUUUGCGACGGCCGAUUUCGUUUGAAUGACAUUUUCGUACCGUAAGCUCUAAAAUAAAACUGUACGUGUGUCUCUUUUAUUUCAAAACACUUUUAAUUUGGUUGCUACGCGUCAAUUGCCGAUUCGAAAUGCCAAGUUUGACAGGUCACUCACUAGAUGGCUGUUGAUGACUCGUCCACAAGUGUGUCUGUGUAUGUUUGUCCUUGAUUGUUUUUCUUUUUCUUUUACCUUUCCCGGGAGAAGAAAAAAAAAAAAAUGGGGGAGGAGUCCCGUCUCGCGUGUUAUUUCUCUCCUUUCCUUUUCCUUUUUUUUUUUUUUUUUUUUCUUGUAUUAUAUUUGAGUCAAUUUAUUCUGCUUCUCUCUUUCUCUGUGUUCGCCUUCGGACUCCACCUGGGAGGAGAAGAAGAAGCGAAGAGAGGCAGCAGCAGCAGCAGAGCAUAGGAUAGCCGAACCAAACUUAUUACCCUCACCGAGUUCCAAGUGAAAAGAAGCACACAAAAACCCGCCGCACCGUCGCGCCCGUUCGUGUUCGUUUCCAUUGCCACAUUUCGACAACGGUCGCACACAAAAUUUGAAUCUCUUUUUUUUUUGUGUGUGUGUGUGUGUUUUUUUCGUGCUGUUGUUCGUUUCAAGUUAUUGGCCAAUUCGUUUCUUUGCUCUCCAAAAAAAUAAAAUCUUAGUGUUUUGUUUAGUCUCGAUUUCGAAUUUGUGCAACGAGUGACGUCGUCGCACGUUUUGGAUGUACGACAGGUCAUCACGAUGACAGGUUCUUGAAAUAGAAGGAAGGAAAAUUCAAACAAUAGACACACACGAAAAAAAAAAGAAGAAGGAUCCGAUUGGCUUCUUGCAUCUUCUUAUGGACAAGUCCUUGGAGUCGUGAACGAACUCGACGUCUCGGCUAUUCGAGCACGUCUUGCGGGCACGCGGGAACAUGACCACCAAGACCAACCAGCCGCUUCAACUCUUCACGAUGUUCCCGCCAGGCGGAGCGUCGACUUUGAAGGGUUUCACAGCGGCGCCAUUUGGACCAACACCAACAACAGGAUCGUCUGCCGAUCGCCAUCAUCAUCGUGCAACUCAACACGGCGAAGAGGAAGCGUCGGCUGUCAUGGUGGACAGUCCUCCAGUGAGGCCGGUGCGGCACGUCCAGCACGCCAGUCAAUGGGCCGAAUCGAAAACGACGGUGGCGCCGGGAUUGUUCGUCCGAUCGACGACGGUCAGCACGAGCCAGUGGAGCGAAUAUUCAACAUCAACUGUGACCGAGGGCGUCGUCUUUCACGGUCAAAGUUCCAGUUCCACGACUCAGUUCCAGACGACGCCAUCGACAACGGGCGCAACGUCCAAUCCAACGCUCAUGUCUUCGGCUCAAUACCUGGACGACUUGCAGUUACCGACGCAACAGCUGGACCUGGCAGCUCAGUUGGGUAAAGGAUCGAUCGCCCGCAAGGGAUCGCUGGGCGGAAGGAGGCCGCCCACCGUCCGAUAUCGUCGAGUCAACAGCCAAGGAUCGUUGCCGUACGACGAACGCGAGCAGCUGCCGCAUCAAGAGAAACCCGUUCCAGCGCCACCUGUUGCCCUACUGUCCGUUCCGACGACGAUGAACGGGACGGACGCCACCCGCGCUGGGAAAAGUAGGACGCCUCCGCCACGACCUCCGCCCCCAAAAUUCCAUCAGAAACAGGUGGAACAAGCCAUUCCAGCCGUUUCGAAUUUAGCGCCUCCGGCCACACACGACUGGAACAGCAGCCGAUCUGGAACUCCUCCGUCUCUGCCGGCCAACAGUCCGCCACCUCUUCCAGAACGUGAAGAUUUGGAUUUCGUCAUGGACGAACUCUCCUCUUCGGCUUCGGAGUCGUCUUCUUCCGCUCCACAUCCGGCCAUGACGGACGUCGUUGAAAUCAACGACAAGGAGUCGGUCGGCGAGGACGGCGAAGUGGUUCGAAGACGGACCAUCAUCACGUUAGGCCCUCGGACUGGCGCCGCACCGGCCGCUGCUGCUGGAUCGUCCAGCAGCAGCAGCAUCAACAUCACUUUGCUCAACGGUGGGCCGGCCUUCGCAGGGCCAGUCACGUCCAGUCAGUCGAGCGAUGUGCUCGCGACCAAAGCCGUGACGGAACAGGCCGCCAUGUCGAACACAUCGCUGGACGAAACGCACCGCGCCAAUACACGGGCCAGCGCUUUCAAUGCCCGUCGGACCAUCGAACAACGACGUCAGCAACGCGUGGAACAACAGAAACAAGAAGAAGAAGAAGAAGAAGAAGAAGAGCCGGACGUACGAGAACUGGAACCUCCAGAACCGGUUGUAACCAAGACCUUACCAGCGUCGACGUACCUUUACGGCGAAAGGGGCAGCCCGGCGUCGAGUUUCGGCGGUUCGUCGUUGCGGACCAUGUCGAUCUCGAUGUCGUUCGACGAUCUCGACGAGUCCAACAGCAACGCGUCCAUCACGGAACAGCAGCGUCGGUCCGGUGGGCGGAACAGGACGGAAGCGUGGUACGAGCGCCGGCAAUCUUACGGCUUCGAAGCGGCCGAUAAGCUCCAAAGUUUGCUCAACACUUCCGGCAGCUCGGACGUGCCUUCUACCGGGGCCGUCAGUCGCUCUUGCGACAGUCUCAGCUCCACCGUCCGUUCGACGUCCAGCGCUAUUGAGAAGAUGAUCCCUCCUUGGAUUAAAAAUCCGUCGCCAAAACAGGCGGAAGAGGAGACGGGCAAAUCGCCCAGCGGAUCGUCCCGUCUCUCGUAUUUCGAGCGAUCGAUGGACGAUGUGUCGGCCGACGACGAGUCGGAAGAGAACCGCAUCAAAUCGAAAGACCCGCCUUCGUCAUCGGCCGCGGCCGAUCACAAACCAGCCGGCCAGGCGAGACGGACACCUACUCCCACGUCGAUCCAGCGCUCGGAAAGCAGCCGGUCGGCCACUAACGUCCUGGAAGAAGCGGAGCCAAUUUGGCUGAGAGAUUUGCGAGUGCGCCGGAGUCUGCGCGACGGACGUCGCAAACCGCCCGCCAUCAAAUCUCCGCCGCCGAUGGAAACGCCCAUCUGGCUGGGCGUUAAACUCCGGCCUACGGGACUCUCUCUCGUCGAUCCCGAUCCAUCGGCCGGGCCGGCUUCUUCGGCUUCUAAUUUACCAUCGCCCACCAAACCGCAUCAUUACACGCCCAUCUUCACGUUCACGAACACGGGCACGACCAGCAAGAUCCAGCAGCACUUGCGCAACUCGCGCGAAAACCUCCUGUCCAGCACGGCACAGGAACCGACGGCCAGCAAAGCGGAAGAAAGGCCCGUCAAAGUGCCGACUUCGAGCGAAUCCAAAGGCGAGCUGGCCAAUCAGCAGACGGUCAUCGAGUCCAGUCACAGCAACAAUACGACCACGUUCCGUUUGGUGCCGGCCAAGUCCGUCCAGAAACCGACGUCCAGCUCGAUCGUGAUCGUCAACUCGUCCAGGGAGAGUCUGCACAGCGUCGGCACGGUCGACUCGUUCACGUGCGAAACGGCCUCCAGCAGCAAGUUGAAUCAUCACCGCUCCAUCGAGUUGAUGCGGAUGCUGGAAGAGACUCCUCUAGUGUCGACCAACGGCGUCGCGCUGCGACACGAUCGGAUGGAUUCGGCCUCGGCCGUCAACACGGAGACGGGCUCCGUCUACUCGAUGGGCGAUUGGACCGAGUGCAGUUCGGCCGUGGCGUCCGUCAAGAAUUCCAACGAAGAUCUGACAACGAUGGAAGUGCGUAAAGCCAAAAAAGUGGCCUUCGGAGCCGAUGUGAAGGAAGAAAGCGAUCAGAAGAGGUCCAGGCCCAGGCGGAUUCGUUCCAGGAGUCCGGAAUCGCGUCUGCGCCAGUGGCAGGAGAAACUGGAAGAAGUCAAAUCGACCGUUAUCCAUCAAACGGCCUCCGUUCAUCAGCCGACGUUGGAGUUUGGAACCAAUGUCCAAUCCGCCAGCCACGGUUUGCCACUCCGGCGGUUCGGGGACGACAUUAAAAACCUACCGGAAUCGAACGCGCACAUCAACAGCUCGAACGCAGUGCCUUCCACGACGACCAGUGAUACAUUCCGCUCUUUGCUCCAGCCGAGGAAACCUUACGCAAUCGUCCCUCCUACUGGACAUCCAGCUGUUCCGGUCAAGGAGUCGGUGAUCGUCGAUAGUUAUCCGCCGAUGAUGAAAGCCUACUCGACGACGUCUUCGGUUGAGGUUCCGAUUUGCAGGCCGGCUCCGGUGGUCAUCCGCAACGGCAUCGUCAAUUUCGAUUCGUCCGUCGAGCGGAAGAUCGUCAUUUUGGAAGAGAAGGAAACGAUUCCGGCUCCGAAGAGCAUCUUGAAGAAGCGGAGCGUCGAGAACUUGCUGGACAUUGAGCCUGUCGUUAAACCGGCCGUCAUCGCAGUCACUCAGACGACUGUUCCAGUCAUUCCCGCUCACGUGACGGCCAGUCAAUCGGUUCAUUCCGGAAUCACGGUCUCCAUGACCAAUCAGAAGAGAGAACCUCCGCCGGAACAUCAGGAAAUCCUGCCGUGGCGGAUACAUUUGAAGCACGUCGAACAGCCUCCGACGAUACACUCGAUUCCGGUUCAGCAGCAGCAGCAGCAACAGCAGCAACAGCAGUCGGAGCCGGAAGCUGUCGUGCCUCCUUGGAGGCUGGAAAUGAACCGGAAGAAGACUCCGCCCUUUGCGGCCAGAGCUCCGACGCCGGACAAUUUUUUCUCGCGCGGAAGGUCGCCCUGUUCGACGACAUCCGAGUCUUCGACGGCCACCAUUCCCGGCAUGUCGGCGGCCGAACUCAUCCGCAAUCUGCGUCCCAAUCCGGUCAUGAUGGUGGCUCGCUGCGAAGUCAAAGAAUCCGUCUUCCGGCCUCCGGUUUCUACGCAACUGGAAGCGGAGGUGACGUCGCCGCUGGAAUCGGAUCCUUCGUCCGUCAGGGCUGACCACGGCUAUCACUCGCUCGAGCCGGAAGCGGAAUCCAGUGCCAUGAAGAGGCAUCCAUCGUCUUCCGUCCGGCAGCAGCAGACGACGGUGGAUGAAACGAGGACGAUCGAUGAGACGAUCGCUCAGCUCAACGAAACCAUCGAAGAGAUCCGUUCUCUCGACGUCGUCCGGCCGGAAUCGGAAGCUGAACGAACCGUCACGACCCCUGUGGCCAAAACGGACAUUGGCAAUCCGUCGGCCAGCAGCAGCCCUUACCCCGUCAAAAUCGACAAACCCAGUGCUUUUUAUCCAGCGCUUUCGCAUUCCAAGAGCGGUUCCAAAAUGCCUGAAAAUCGCUUCGUCGUCCGCGAAAUCCGGCCUUCCGGCAGCGUCAACGAAGCGCGCACAUUCUUCCAGUCCACGGCGUCCAGCGAGAUGACGCACCAACGUUCGACAGUGACGUCGAAUCGCCGUGAUUCAAUCGAAGCGGAUAGUGGGCGGGCGGCGGAAGCGGCCGAAAUGAAGCCGGCUAAUCAUCAGCUGCAGCGCUUGCGGGAAACCACCAAGUUGCUGGCGGAAGGGCAUCCGCAGCUGCGGGCGGCGGCCAAGUUGAGCCAGACGAACGAAACGAGAGACGUCGGCUGCCACCACGCCAGCCAAAAUGGCGACGUGCCGACGUCAGCCACGGCAGCCAAUCAGACAAGCCCGGGGCAAAAGAGGCGGCAAUCGUUCGCGAUGACCUCGCCAGUCGAACAUGACGCCGUCCAGCCAACCCUUCACGUUGUCCAUCACAAGCCAUCCGAAUCGAACGAGUUGCGGGAGCCGAGCGUCGAGGAAGUGAUGAGUCAGUUUGAUUCGACGCUAGAUGAAGCCCUGUCUGACCAUGACGAAUUGAGGGACUCGAUCAUCCGCAAGAUGACGUCCACCACGUUCAGCAGCCGGUCCAGCACUCGAUUUGCUGCCAACAAAACGAGAGAAGAGACCACGUCAUCUUUCGCUUCCGCUUUAAAUCCACCGCCUUCCGGAAGGAGCAAAAGCCAGCCGGCCAAGAGGAGUAAUUCCAUCGAAUUGACGUCCGGCAUGCCGGAAGAGAAAGCCGCUCUUUUGGUCCGCAAAUUCUUCGGCAAUUCCGUCAUCGAAACGAAGAAAUCGCGGAUGGCCAAGACGGAGACGAUCAUGGAAGAGUCGAGCGAGGUCGGAUGCUCUUCAUCAUCGUUCAGCGAAGAGAAGACGCUGCUGGAAGUGGCGGUGGAAGCGUUCUCUUCCCCAUCGCCGCAGCCGGCGGAAGCGUACGGAUGUGACGAUUUCUUUCAUCGGCCGUCGAGCGAAGCGGAAGGCAUGAGCACGUCGUCGUUCGGAUCCGUCCUGGACGUCAUGGACACGACGACGGACGACGAGCGCAGCAUCCGCACCACGUCCUCGACGACGAUGACCAACACGACGCGCUACUCGAGUUGCAGCGAGCGCAGCGUCAAACUCAGCGACAUCAUCAAUCGUCCGGAUCGGCCUUCGUUGCUGGACUCGGCCGUCUCGUCAUCUUCGUGUGCCACUCCGGUGACGGAUGAAUUCUCUUGCGCCACUUCGGAAUCGGCUUCGAUCGCCAUCAGCGUCUGUCAGACGACGACGGACUCAUCGUCGGUCGGUUCUGACUUUUCCAGGUCGGGAUCCGGCGGCAUCCGCAGGAAUAAAACUCAACGGCAUCCAACUGUGAUCAGGAAAGAUAAGAGCAGCGUUCCGGCUGUGUCCGUCAAGUCUUCGGCGAGGACACCGCCCAGCAGGAGUCGAGGCGGGGCGGGUAGUUCGAAGGGGGCCAAUCAUCGAUCCAGCGCAUCCGCUUCGCCAUCUACCAGCUCGACGUCUGGACUGCGACGGCGAUCCAAUGGCAGCGGUAGUUCCAAAUCCACUGGCGAUCCGGCGAAAGGAUCUGCCAACAGAUCCGGCGGAAGCAAAAGCGCCACGCCUGUGGCGCCACCUGUUCGACCUCCGCGCGCGCUCCAGCAGGUCAACCCGUCGGCGGAUGUCAAAAAGAGGUGCGCGAGAACGCCGACAGGUGGCAGCACGCUCCGCAACGCGACGGCCGCUUCAUCCGCCAAAUUGCCGACGUCUUCCGCCCGGAAAUCUCCGGGCUCUCAGGCCGAUCGUAAGACUUCGACUAGCGCUCCUAGCGGUGGAACUCCUCUGGCCAACAGGACGAACCGCCUCGUGACCAUCACGUCCUACAAGACGAGGACUACUUCCACAUCCGUCAAACCGGAUGAUGCUUCGGCCGUGAGCGGAAUCAAAGUGACUCCGGUUGCAGUCGGUUCGGGACAUUAUAAAAUCCGAAUGGAUCAGCGGAUCGCAGCCGCCGCUGCGGAGAAGGCUUCCAAGACGACGGCCAAAAAAAGCAGCACAUCACAACGAACGAAUGGAAUCAAAACGACGACAACGACGUUGGAGAAACGAUCAAACGCGACAUCCGGCAGCCGGAAUACGACAGUCAAAGCUGACAAAUGAUUGCGGCGCGUUAUAAAAACAAAGAAUAGCCUAAUAAUAAAAAAAAAAAUAAUGUUUUUGUUUUCAGGAUCGAUGUAGGUGUAUAGGUAUCGACGGUGUUGAACGAUCAUCAACGACCAGUUAAAGACCAAACGCUUGUCAUUAUCAAAGAUGUUAUUGCAUAUAUAUACUAAAAAAAAUUCUGUUUUUCUUUUUUUUUAAAUAUGGGGAUCCUUUAAUACUUUUCUAUGCUAUAUAUGCUCUGCCCUCUUUGUUAUACAUAAUAAUUGUCUUUCUCCUCUC